Molecule: messenger RNA, 1788 nt
Organism: Capronia coronata CBS 617.96
Lineage: Eukaryota; Fungi; Ascomycota; Eurotiomycetes; Chaetothyriales; Herpotrichiellaceae
Product: kinesin family member 1/13/14
Exons: 2
Coding region: 1-1788 (595 amino acids)
Biological process (GO): microtubule-based movement; mitotic spindle organization
Molecular function (GO): ATP binding; microtubule motor activity; microtubule binding
Source: RefSeq, a predicted model, not a curated record
AUGGUGCCGCCAGCUAAAGGUAUCACCAACAACAGCCGCACCCACACUCCCACGCCUUCUUCGGCCUCCAGUCCGUCAUUGAGGUCAAGAACGCCUGUCACUUUACCGAUGGGGUCUCUCAAUGGCAAUGUGAACCCGGGAGGAAAUGUGAAGGUCGUGGUGAGAGUCCGAGGUUUUCUGCCACGAGAGGUCGAGAGAGGAGCACAGUGCCUUAUCGAGAUGAAUCCGCAGACACAGUCCACGAAACUACUCCCGCCGCCCGGGACUGAUCCAGCCAAUGCCCGAGCUCAGACUCGAAAAGUCGUGGAGGAAAAAAACUUCACAUUCGACAACUCAUUCUGGUCGCACGACACAGAAGACGAGCACUAUGCUACACAGGAAGAUGUCUACAACUGCUUGGGAGAAGAGUUCUUGGAUCAUAACUUUGAGGGUUACCAUACCUGCAUUUUUGCAUAUGGUCAAACCGGGUCCGGCAAAAGUUACACUAUGAUGGGUACCGCAGACCAGCCCGGCCUGAUUCCACGGACUUGCGAAGACCUUUUCCAGCGGAUCGAGUCCAAUGAGAGCGCCAACAUCAGCUACAGCGUACGAGUCUCAUAUUUCGAAGUCUACAAUGAGCAUGUCCGUGAUCUCUUCCAGCCUCGAACAGACCCUCCGCAGUAUCUCAAAAUCAGAGAGUCACCGACCGAAGGGCCAUACGUCAAGGACUUGACGGAGAUACAAGUCAAAAACUACACCGAGAUUCUCAAGUACAUGCGUAUGGGCGACAGUUCCAGAACCACGGCUUCGACGAAGAUGAACGAUACCUCAUCGCGGUCCCAUGCAGUCUUCACCAUCAUGCUCAAGCAGAUCCACCACGACUACCGAACAGAUGAGACCACUGAGAGACUAGCCCGAAUCCGCCUCGUCGAUCUGGCUGGCUCGGAACGUGCAAAAGCAACCGAGGCCACCGGUCAGAGAUUAAGGGAAGGUGGAAACAUCAACAAAUCUUUGACCACCCUCGGAAGAGUCAUUGCUGCACUGGCCGACCCUAAAAAUGGGAGAACGCACGGCUCCAGGCGAUCAACCCGCGACAUUGUUCCGUACCGCGAUUCAAUCCUUACUUGGUUGUUGAAGGAUUCGCUGGGUGGAAAUUCGAAGACAGCCAUGAUUGCGUGCAUUGCUCCGGCCGACUAUGACGAAACUCUGUCAACUCUGCGUUACGCCGAUCAAGCCAAACGCAUCCGCACCAAAGCCAUCGUCAACCAGGAUCAUGUUUCGUCAGCAGAGAAGGAUGCUCAGAUCGCCGAGAUGCAAGACACAAUCCGCACUUUGCGGUGGACCCUUAGUCAACAGCAGCAAAGCGGUAAUGUCUCGGUCAUUAGAGCUGUUCAAGAGAAUGCCGACGUGCAAUCGGAGAAGAUUCGCGAGUUCACCACGAAAUAUGAGAACAUGUUGCAGAUCAUGGAAGAGAAACUCGCCAUCUCGGAGUCCAAGGUCCGGCAGCUCGAGGAAGAAAAGGAAGCCUUGAGCAUUCAUCUAAAGCUGGUGCUUGAGGAGCUCAAGAACCCAAUCAUCAUCAACAAGGAGCAAAGUGUAUCAUCGGACGAGCGAUCAAGAGCCGCCACGCCAGACAUGAUCUAUGAAGACGACACAGCUUCUGGUGACGAGGUCGAGACCGAAUCCGACUAUGACGAGGAGGCAGUGGAAAUGCAAGCGGAGAUGGAGGCUUUGAUUUCCGACUUCGCCUUCUUCAAGAAGAAGCUUGCUGCUGACCAUGAGAUGUUUGGUCUCAGCGCCGCGGCAUAA